CAAAAUAAACAGAGAACCGGAAAAUCGUUUUCACUCUAACUUUUGUGCUUAGAGAAAGGCCGGAACAAUACAGUACAGUUGUAACCCAGCGUCAACAAUAGAGACCGUGGUGUACUGUAUAUUGGAGAUUACAUACAACCGUGUCCGCUCGUAAAGGACUUAUAAACAGGCGCUGCGAUUUUAUGUUGACGGACUUCUCAGUGAAAUGUGACGACUUGUACUGAGAAUAUCAAGGCAGAGUAGAAGUCAUCGGUAUGAUCCAAGACUUACAACAUUUUUUCGCUAAUAACCGACUUAAUCAACGUGUAAAAAUGGAUAAUAGUUGACGUGAAUUUUACUCAACAACAUGCGUUCCUUGGCCCUAUCAUAGGGACUGAGACAGCGAUUUCACCGGCUGCUUUAAGGUAUAUAAAUAAUAGAUACAACUUCAGCAACGUGGCUACCACAAUUUAAGAUGAACGUCAGUGCAUUUAUCAAAACUGGUGGUACUGAUGGUGACGGAGAGGAGGAGGAGGACCCUGGAUUACAGAAACCAAAAAUCCCGUCCUCCAACGUCCAGAGAAGAUGGACAAAGCUAAAGGGGUUCGCUCACGUCCAGUCUAUGGCCAAUCAGACCUUCUCCAAGCUGCGAGCGGAGGGCGGAGUCCGGGGGAAGGUGUCAGGGAAAAAAGUGAUUCGGAAAAAGAAGCUCCUGGAGCAGGCGCAGAAUGACAAGGACGAUCAGCCCCACAAUGCACUGCAACAUGACGACGCACGAGACGACGAGGAGGAGAGCGGAGAGUUCGACUUCGAUAAAGACGACCAGGACAACGAAGACUCUGACGACGAAAUGAACCACCCCGACGUGAAGGCGUACGUGGCGGCCUGUAGACAGACAGGUGUGAACCCAGCCAGGUCCGUGGUGAAAAGCGUCAUCCACGACCAAGUGAAGAUAGCGCGGAGACCCAUGGGACCUUCCGAGACAAAAGCCUGUGUACUGGGACUUGUGCGUAAUUGUAACGUGAAGGUGUUGGAUCUUACCGGGAACAAAAUGGGUGACGAGGGCGCUGUUUACGUGUCAGACUUACUGAGGGAGAACUACUACGUUACCAGUCUGACACUCGCUGAAAACAACAUCACCCGCAUUGGGUUAAAGGUAUUGGCCGAAGAGGUUAUCAAUAGUCGCUAUCUGAAGACGUUGGAUCUCUCAGGCAACGGUUUCGGUGAAAAUGAUGCUCAUCAUAUCGCAGAAAUAUUAGAAAAUAACCAGAUCCUUAGGGAGCUGUAUUUGUCACACAAUGAAUUCAGAGAACUUGGAGGGGAAAUACUCUCCCCGGCUAUAGCUAAUAAUGUGACACUAGAACUUCUGGAUCUCAGCUGGAAUCAUCUACGACGAAAAGGUGCUGCGGCCAUUGCUCAGGGAAUAAAGGAAAACAUGGGUCUUAAAACUGUGAAUUUAGCGUGGAACGGGUUCCAUCUUAUGGGGUGUAAGGCCUUGGCUGAGGCCCUAGAGGUGAAUAAAUCCUUAAAAACCCUGGACUUGACGUCUAACCGGAUCGACCUAGACAGCUUAAAGGCACUGCUGAAAGGCUUAAAGCUCAACGAGGGACUGGAGACGUUGAUUAUGCCUAAGAAUACCAUCGGGACUGAAGGAACUCUGGUUCUAGUGAAGGCUAUAGAGGAAUCCGACGUGACGACCAUAAAACUAAUAGACAUACACACCCAGCUUGUUACCCCAGAAUUUCUUGCCGAGUAUCGGGAAUUAAAAAAUAAGAGACAAAAUUUUAAAUUUCUUCACGGUCGCAUAUAUGAUCCAAGCAACCAAUUGAAGCGACCAAAAACCUCGUUCUUCUUUGCCAUAGAGAGUUGUUCAAAAGCCUUUGAAAAAACAUAUCAUGUAAAUCUUUUUCAGACACAGUGCGUUACACACUCAUUUAUCGACAUGCUUGUCGAGGCGCAGGACAAAAGAGAAUUUCAAAUCAAAUAUGGACAACUGCUCAAUCAAAAAGGUGAGGAAAUAUCAGAGGACGAUCUGAUGAACGAAGACCCCAUGAUGGUACUCAACGAGUUCAGCCGGCAAAAGAAACUGCGCCUGGUCGACCUCUUUAAGCAGUUGGACAAAGAUGGGAGCAAUUCGCUAACUUUCCAAGAAUUCGGCGAGGGAUUGCUAGCAGAGGGGAUACCUUUGAGCAAGAAAGGGCUGGACAAACUGCUAAGAAAGCUAGACAAAGAUGGCGACGGAGAGGUGGAUUUUGGGGAGCUAAUGCAAGGACAAAAGGAGUUCACUAGAAAGCUAUUAAUGUUAAAACAAGCCAAGGACGAAAAAUCAAAAGAAGAAAUUGAAAGAUUCCAGGAGCUCCAAAGGAAAGUUACGACUCUUUUACAAAAGCAAAAAACGCCAAGAGAAGAGAAAAAGUCAAAAGCGCCAGCCCCUGUGAAACAGAUAACUGCAGUUGUGACCGAUAUAGAGAACGCCUCCCAAGAGGAAAAGAAGGUCGCUGCCACAGCCCUGAAGAAUAUGUUCCGUAAGAAAAAGACUGUUGAAAAUGCUCUUCCAACCAUAGCAGACGACAAUACCAAAAACAACGGCGCGGAAGUGACAGAAACUGCAGAUGCCAGCACGCAAAAUUGAGUAUUAUCAACUGUUGUCAA
Lingula anatina is the source of this 2631-nucleotide messenger RNA. RefSeq lists its product as uncharacterized. Lineage: Eukaryota; Metazoa; Brachiopoda; Lingulata; Lingulida; Lingulidae. The record is from RefSeq and is a predicted model, not a curated record. Gene Ontology annotation, molecular function: calcium ion binding; protein binding.